AGAAUGAUGAAAAUUUUCCGCUACCAAAAAUAAUUAGGCGCUGAGAAGCAAGAGGCAAUGAAGACCAGCUUUUGCCCAAGGUUCAGUAUUGGAUCUCUUCAUGCCAAGAAGAACUGAGCAGUAUUCAUCUUCCCACAAUCUGAAACAUUCAAAGAUCUAUACCUUAAUGCGAGUAGUGUGUGGGGCUACGGAGACCUUUCGCGGCGUAUAGGAGUGAUAAUCUGACUCAGACAGGGAUGGGUUGAAGAAUUACGGCGUAUAUGUACAAGCCCCGAGGCAGGUCAAGGGCUUGGCAUCCAUUUGAAGUUAUUUUACACCAUUUCGGCGAAUGAAAUGAAAAUGGACAUCUCAUAUACUCUCUCAUGGUGGAACAGAUUAGUGGCGUUGGUAUUCGUUUCUCCCUAGGUAAUUCAGCUUGUCCGGGGUAGCUACCCUCGUAGGGAGCUCCCUCGAAAAUCCUACGAGCUUUAACGAUAGUAAUGGCAUGAAUAUAAUAACUCAGUAGGUCGCGUAUCUCUAAUUGACCUAGAGAGCUUUUCAUUUUCAAGAUCAUUCUAUAAUUUCUACAGACGUAUAAGAAAAUGCAGAACUCACAAUAUGGGAGGCCAAAUUCGUGGCAAUCUCAGUACGGACAGCCUCAGUCAGGUGGUCUAGGUUCUAAUCUUCUUCAACAUAACAACUACGCACCUCCAUACCACCCAGCUUCUUCACCAUCAUCUCGGUCAAACAGUCCAUACCAACCGAAUCAACCCUACUACGGCGGCCCUCCUCAGACGGGUCCCUAUCCCCCGCCCCAGAAUCCACAAGUCUACAACCCAUAUCCCGCUCCGCCUCCGGGCUACAGCUACCUCCCACCACCUCCUCCGGGCCCGCCCGCGCAAGGCGGGUACCCAUAUGCCCAACCUCAGCACCAACACCAACCCCUCUCCCUCCUCCUAAAACGCGAACCCGACGGAUCAACCCUAGCCCUAACCGACCCCUCCGGCCGGCCCGUAUACCGCUGCAUCGACACGCACAAAUCCUCCAUGUCCACAUCCGCACGGCCAGACUACGUCAUCGUAUCCGGUACCAACCCCAACGACGAGGUCGGCGCGAUCCGAUACCAUCGAUGGGCCAGCACAUCACUCGACUACUGGGCUGUGCGUGGAGUGCCCAAUGGAAAUGAAUUUUGGAGUUGGCGUGUGGAUACUGCGGAUGCGGCAGCUGGUCACUGGAAGUGCUACCGCGCUGCGGACCUCGAGGGUGGGCGUGAUCCGAAGAUUGAUCACUUUUUGAUACCUAUCGCUUCGAUGACGUAUGAUUGGAAGCUGGGGAAGAAAGUAAGUGGUUGUGGUGGUGCUAGUUCUAGCGCAAGUGGAGGGAGAGAUGGAGGUGGCAUUGUGAUCGGCCGCUGUGACUUAUUUGAUGCUGGGUUGUUAUUAAACCCAGGACGAAGAGUAGAGAUGGAAGAGUUAGUCGUCACGGCAGUGGUGACUAUGGAUACGGCGGCGAAGUCAGUAGCGCGGGCUAAAGAAAGGGGCGAUGUUAAGGAUUGGGCGAAGUUUGCGAAGAGGUUAGAUACGAUCGCAGAUUUAGGAGGGUUUGAUGGUAGUGGUGGUGAUGGCGGUGGAGGAGCAGCGGGCGACGGUGGUGGUGGUGCCGUCGCUGGCUAGAGGCUAUCGUUACUUAUUAAUGUGGUAAGAUUAGAUCCUCGUAUCAGUGUGCUUUCUAUGAGUAUAUUCCGUUAGACAUAUAU
Hypoxylon trugodes is the source of this 1735-nucleotide messenger RNA. RefSeq lists its product as uncharacterized. Bases 582 to 1652 code for a protein of 356 amino acids. Lineage: Eukaryota; Fungi; Ascomycota; Sordariomycetes; Xylariales; Hypoxylaceae. The transcript has a single exon. The record is from RefSeq and is a predicted model, not a curated record.